Messenger RNA from Aplysia californica (California sea hare), 1556 nucleotides. RefSeq names its product something about silencing protein 10. Gene Ontology annotation, biological process: maturation of SSU-rRNA from tricistronic rRNA transcript (SSU-rRNA, 5.8S rRNA, LSU-rRNA). NCBI's taxonomy places the organism in Eukaryota, Metazoa, Mollusca, Gastropoda, Aplysiida, Aplysiidae. The record is from RefSeq and is a predicted model, not a curated record. Gene Ontology annotation, cellular component: small-subunit processome; nucleolus.
GAAGUGCACACGUGGACAAGUAAUAUGGAUAUACAAGCAUAAUACAUAAAAUAGGAAAAAAACACAUGGAUGCGUGUCUAUGGACAUGAUAGUUAUGACAGGAAUCUGUCAGCCUCGUUAAUGGGAGGGAGAUUUUAGUGUGGCUGAUUUUUACUUCCUGUUCACUCGCACGUCACAGCUGGUCGUCUCCAGUCCGACCUGGCAAUUUUCGUUUUAGAAAGAAAGUUGUAACCACGCCGCAUCUGAUCGGCCGGUCGAGUGGAUUUUUCUGUAAUCAACGAUGAAGACGAAAAGAAAGAGGAACGUUUCUAGUAAACAGAAUGACAGGAACCACAGCGGCUCUGAUUCCAAUGACGAGGGUAACAUGGAAGACAUAUUCACUGAUGAAAUUAAUGACUUUACUCAAGCCAGAAAUAAAAUUGAGCUGGGUGCAGUACUGAAGGACAGUGAUGAAGAGGAGGAGCUCUUUGCUUUGGCCAGCGACGAGGACGACAGUGAUGAGGAGAUCAAUGAGUGGUCCAAACGUCUCAAACAGGUCAAGUUUCAAGCUCGACUCGACAAGAAGAAGAACCUGUCAGAUGCUCCUGAGAAGUCUUGGGGUCAGAAGCGAGCAGAUUUCUAUGGAUCUGGAGUACGGAGGAAACCUAAAGAAGCUGAGAACGAGGAGGAAGAUGAGUGGCUCAUGGAAGCCAGGGAGAUCGAGAAGUUGCAGCAGAAGAUGGAUGAGGAAAUGGACGAGGAAGACUUUCUCGUAACUGGCCUGGGACAGAAGGCUGCCAAAUCCAAGAGUGGUGACUUGAAGGUGAAACGAGAUUUGUCAGAAAAAUACAAAAUGGAGCUACAGCAGCAGCAUUACCCACAGAUGGAGCCCCUGAGGGCAGAGCUCAGCACAUGUGCUCGGAGCCCACAUAGCCUUCUACCUUCAUUUACUGGAGACAGGGCAAGACACGCGUGGCCAUCCGGUGCUCCCGCGACUUUUGCAGUGGAAAAAGCUGGCCAAGGUGUACGAGAGUUUCCCCCCAGACUGGUUGGUGGACAGUGAGGAGGAGGGCCCAGGAGAUGCCGAAGACACCCGCGGCGUGACAGCCACUGGAGAUCCACACAGUUCCAGGGUGAGGGUGGAUGCUGACUCUGGGGAUAGUGAGGAGGAGAGAGAUGAUGACAUCAUGGAGGAAGAUGAGACUGCAGAGCUACAGAACCGUCCCGUGACAUAUGAGAUCGAGAAGAACAAAGCUAAAAAGAAGACAGCUCCCAACAACCCUCGUGUCAAACACAGAGAGAAGUUUCGCAAAGCGAAGAUACGCCGGAGAGGAAAGAUUCGUGACUACAAGCCGGAGCUGGUGAAGUACAGGGGAGAGGCAUCUGGGAUACGCUCAGGGAUUGUGCGCAGUAUGCGACUGAAGUGACCUUAACGCAAGGGACCUUUGGCUCUUGCGGGGAUGUGUGACGGAGAAGUGCGAGUGUGUGGAUGUUUCUAUCUGCAGUGAUACUGCUACUUUUGUGUGCGAACUACAAAUAAUAAAAGCAUGGUUUGAUUGCCUGACAAACACACUCAA